Mycena indigotica is the source of this 512-nucleotide messenger RNA. RefSeq lists its product as uncharacterized. The transcript is spliced from 6 exons. Lineage: Eukaryota; Fungi; Basidiomycota; Agaricomycetes; Agaricales; Mycenaceae. The record is from RefSeq and is a predicted model, not a curated record. The coding region runs from base 1 to 438 and encodes 145 amino acids.
AUGCGGGGCGAGGUCGUGGCCCGCGGGCUCGAAAUAGGCCGUAUCGCUGGCACGAUGCACGGCAAGCAUCGUGCCAAGGCUGGUGGCGGGAAGAAACAAGGAACGAAGAUUCGUAUCACGGCGAACCAAUCAUUCCGCGAUACGCGUGGACGCAACGUGUCAGCGUCAGCGUUGCUCCUAACCACGAUGGCCACCGAACAGACUGCGCCGGAGCCCGCCCCCGCGAGCGCUGCUCACUACGAAAUGAACGUUCACUUGCACGGCGGGAAGGGCGGCGCAGGCGGGGCCGCACAGGGCCGGGGCGGGCGAGGCGGAAAGGGCCAGGGCGGUCGGCUCAGCGUGUAUGCCGACAACGCCGUGAUCCACCAACAUCCGAUGAAAGCUGAAAAAGAACCGGCUACUCAGAUUCCGAACGAUUUAGUGAUCAAUUCAAAAUAGAUGCCAGCAACCCCGCCACAAUCACUGCCGCUUUCAAAGAGCUUGCCCGCCUCAAAAAAGCUGACAGGGCCUAA